AUUACAUGAGCCCAAAGUCUUCCAGCUCUGAAAUAUUUCAGUCCUGCAGAAUCAAAAGUUAUUGAAGGUCUCUGGAUAUGAUGACAACAUUGUGUUUCACAGCUACAUCACCAGUGUUUAGUAACUCAAGCACAAUUAUUUGUUUCAAUUACUGGUUUGCAAAUUUAUUCACAUGACAUUUGUAAGCAUUUCAGUUUAUAUUAUAUAAUUAUUUAAUGGGCUAAUACAGAAGAAAGAAGGUUUCCCAGCUCUAUUAUCAUUUUAUGGCAGCUAAGCGCUUUAUUACCUCACGGCUUAAUAUGUAUUAGGACCACUGAUCUAUAAUAUGUAACAUAUAUAGAUCAGUGAUUAGGACUGAUCAAUUAUACUAACGUUGCCUGGUAACGUUCCUCGAGCGCUCAGCUAUUAAUGUGUGGACCACGCCCACUUUAACGACCGCAACAGUUAAAGAUCGGGUUUGUGCGCUUGUAGUAUAGUUUCUCAAGUAUGAUUGUUAGGAAAGCGUCAAGUGGAAAAAACACCGGGCGCAACGUGACGCCAAUGAGAGCUGCGUCCUACAAUUUUCAAAGGCAUGGGGCUAAACGCAGCGCUCAACGAGGUCGCCAGCUUUCUAAGUUAAAAGCAUAUGGAUGCAACAAAGACAGUUCCAGAGCUAUAAAGGCAGGUGGAAGAUGUCUGAAUGGCCAGUCAUUGAUUUCAGGAUGCAGGAGAGGUCAUGCUGAGCAGGGCAUGUCGACUCCCAGCGCCUCCAAGGACUUCAGCCAGGACUCCACAAGUCUCACGAUGCCCUCUGGUGUUUCCAGCUUCUUGUUGGAUUGCUUGGAUGUUGAUUCUCCAGCUUCAAACACGGACUCGACGCUUUCAUCCAUCGAGGAGUUUCGCAAAACUGACAAUUAUGAUGAGGGGACGGCCUUACUUGGUGAAGAUGGGAUGAUGAACACAGUGAAAAACUCAACUCUUCUAGAUCACAGCCAUGCGCAGGAGUUAGCGCUGCAGCAGCCUCCAAAUCUCUCCUCCAUUCUCGAACUAUCAUUAAACCCUGCUGAAGAGAAAUCGUUUUCUUUGUCACCUAUUUGCCUCUCUCCUUUACGUGUGCCCUCUGAAACCUUGGCAUCAGAUAUUGCAUCAGGAUGUGUGUUAAAAUCAGCUAAUGAGAGAACGCCUGUGAAUACUAGGGUUGUAGUUCUUUCCCCUGUUGUGAAAAAGUGUUUUGCAGAAAAGGAAAAACCAAUAAAAUGCAGAAAAGUGACGUUCAGCGAUAUUGUGAGCAUUCGAAAUGUAUCGAGCCAUAAACGUGGUAAAACAGACCACCAGGACUCUGGAGUAAAGCUGGUUCAAGCAAGCGGAAGUGUGUCGGUGGAACCCAGAGACAUUUCCUCAUGGCCUGUGACGUUUUUUGACUUUGCAAAUGAGCGUGAGAGAGAAGCCUUUUUCCAGAGACUGAAACAAACACGCUCAUUUAAGUUUCCUGCCAAACCGAUAACCUCUGUCUGAGAGGACUUCAGUCCAAACAAGCUGAUCUAUACCCUUUUCUCACAAGUUAAGAAACCCAGAUUACGGGAUCAUCACCUCUGACCAGCAGAGGGCAGUCAACACGUGCUUAAAUAUAAUACAAAUAUUUGUAUGUGAGUUUAAUGGCCAUGCAGUGUUUUUAAGAGCUCAAGAUGGAUGAAUACGUGCGCACUGGAGUGAGACCGUUCAAACAAACACAAGAGCUGAAUAAUAUACUGAUCAAGAAGAACUUAACUGAUGAUUUGAAUGCAGAGUCAUCAAAAUGAGAAAGCAACAAUGCCUUGCAGUGAUUGUGGAAUAGAUGUUUACAUGCCAAAUAUAGGUUUUAAAUGGAAAGAGAGCUUUACAAAUUAAAUUAUUUAAAUGAGAUGUUUAGGUAAAAGAUGUAUAAAUACUAAAAGACGAAUAAAGAACAUUUUUAUUGUG
Sinocyclocheilus anshuiensis is the source of this 1938-nucleotide messenger RNA. RefSeq lists its product as uncharacterized. The coding region runs from base 487 to 1494 and encodes 335 amino acids. The transcript is spliced from 11 exons. NCBI's taxonomy places the organism in Eukaryota, Metazoa, Chordata, Actinopteri, Cypriniformes, Cyprinidae. The record is from RefSeq and is a predicted model, not a curated record.